UUUGGUAACACGAAACGUAUCUUCCCGUCUCUCAAACUGCACACCUGAUCCGAUGGAAGCUACACGGCAUGUAAGCAGACCAAACGCCAGCUUAGUGCCUCUUCCUCGAAGCUUUCUGCUCUGAGAAGAAGAUCACGAUUCUAUCAAUUUUGUGACUCCGCCAUUUAGGUGUCUUCGCCAUGUUCGACUCUUCGCCCUUCAACCACAAUCCUUUCCGCCGUCUCCCCGUAGCCUCUGCCUUCUCUUACUCAGAUUACAUAGUCCCAGGUACCAUGCCCCACCUCUACACCCAACGUGCUCGAGAAUCGAUACACCAACAUCGUCACCGACCAAUUCAUCAUCUGUCUUCUCCUCCUCCCCACCAAUCCCGGCGCCGUCCCCAACACAAGCGCUACUCGCACUACUCAGACAUGGAAUCGAGCUUUUCGGAUCCCGACACUCCAGACGAAGCCUACCAUAGACACAUGUCCCCACCGUCUCCAAGCCCCUUCAACGCCCGUCCCCAAGGACGAAGAAGUUGGAAACAUGACGAUAACACGCUAGACAUUGCCUCGAGCUUCCGUCCCCUGUACGCCAAUGUUUCCCGACAGGUGUCCGAAAACAUUAGCAGAGACGAUAUCCUCAUCCUCCCUCCUAGCCUCACACGACUACGCGUACAGAUGAAGAGUCCGGCUUAUGUGAGCGAAACACUCCAUGCUACCGUAGCAGGAGAUAUGCUUUUCCGCGACGCUGUAAAGCAGCUUGUGCCAGAGAGAUAUCAUGGAGAGGUUAGGGCGUACGUGAAGAUGAGGGGUGAGUGGCAGGAACCAGGACGGUUUCUUGUGAGUCAAAUCAUGGAGCAAGGGCGAUUUGUAUCAAAUGAGAGGGGGGAGUUGGAAGUAAAGAUUGAGAUUGGAGGGAGAGGGGGCGGUGGUAAGAUGAGAGGGGGUGGGAGAGGGGCCAAGGUGUGGGAGAAGGAGAGGGAAAGGGGGAGGACAUGGGAGAUACGUGAUGUAUAAGCGAAGACGCUAUUUUGUUAAAAUCUGAAGGCAGGACGGUCCGAAAAUAUAACGGUACUUGAUCAAAGUGCUAAUACAUCCGAUCGCUCCACUUUACUCCGCCGCCCCAGACUGCAGGAUCCAUGUCGCGCUGCUUCGAUCCUCCGGAACGCCAAGCUCGUUCUAAAGUUCUGAAUAGUGUAUGUUAAGA
Molecule: messenger RNA, 1188 nt
Organism: Alternaria alternata
Lineage: Eukaryota; Fungi; Ascomycota; Dothideomycetes; Pleosporales; Pleosporaceae
Exons: 1
Coding region: 180-998 (272 amino acids)
Source: RefSeq, a predicted model, not a curated record